GUGGAGGACACCAAGCACCUGCCCAAGGAGAAUUUGGAGCUGAUCCUCACGCAGUCGGUGGAGGAUUUGGGGAGCCGGGGAGACGUGGUCAGCGUGAAGAAAUGCGUGGGUCGUAACAAGCUCCUGCCGCAGGGCCUGGCCGUCUACGCGUCGCCGGAGAACAAGAAGAUGUUUGAGGAGGAGAAGAAGUUGCGCCAAGAAGGGAAACUGGAGGCGCUCCAAACCCAGAGUGGGGAGAAG
Cariama cristata (Red-legged seriema) is the source of this 240-nucleotide messenger RNA. RefSeq names its product mitochondrial ribosomal protein L9 (gene MRPL9). Lineage: Eukaryota; Metazoa; Chordata; Aves; Cariamiformes; Cariamidae. Gene Ontology annotation, molecular function: structural constituent of ribosome. The annotation marks the transcript as partial. Gene Ontology annotation, biological process: translation. Gene Ontology annotation, cellular component: mitochondrion; ribosome. The transcript has 3 exons. The record is from RefSeq and is a predicted model, not a curated record.